AAGGAGGGAUCUUGGCUCCUGCAGCCAUUUCCCCUGCAGGGCUCAGCUCUUUGGCUGGCUCGCCAGUUCCUUAGCAGAGGGGCUGCUGGCAGGGGCAACAUCUGAGCAGGUCAUGAAGCCUCAAGAGGCAGAGCUUGUCACUGAAAUCUCCAAGUUGCAAUGCAUGGUCUCAGAGCUGAAGACGGGGUUCACCAGCGCUCUGCUGGAGCUCAGUCAGAUCCAACAUGGAGACACGUACCUGCGGGAGGAGCUGGGGGAGAACCGGAGGAUCUGCCAGAAGAAAGCUCUUCGUUUGGAGACUCUGGUCGAGUCACUGAGGGAAGAACUUGGGGUGAUGCAGUGUCAGAUCCUACAGCUGUACAGUAACAGACAGAGACCUCUGCAGGAUGGAAAGAGCUCUACAUCCAAACACAGAGAAAGAGAAGUAAAACCUGCAGAGGAACAUGUUGCCAUCUGUCCUCUGUUGUGCAGCAGUGACCCAGCAGAGUCGGCCUGUGAACAGUGCGACUGUUCGUCUGCUCCAGCAGCCUUUCUGUCCAGAGGGAAACUACUCCUCCACUGCUUCCUGCAGGGCCUCAAAGCAGGGCUCAACGAAGGCACGGAUGCACGGCAUCAGGUGGCGAUGCAACUUCUGCAUUCUGAGUGGGAGUACGUGUCGACCUUAAAUCAGCUGUAUGAAAAAUACAAGACACCAGCAGCUCAUCAGAUGACCGUGGAGCCAUAUCAGACAUACGUAAAGAUUGUGGAGCAGCUGUUACAGCGGCAUCUGCUCUUCAGAAACACCCUGCAGGAGCGGUUAUCUGCUGAGCACUGGAAAUCUCUGGUUGGAGACAUCCUGGUGCAGCUUAUCGGACAAAAUGACACAGCCUUUUCGGAUAUGUACCUUGAAUACACAACCAGCCUGGCGUCAUUCCUCUCACUGGAGUUCAACAGAUUAAAUCAUUCAGAGAAUAUACAGUGCGGCCAGAUGGAGAGAGAGGAAAUGAAACUGCUCUCCCAGCUGUUGGCACCUGUCUCUCGCAUACACAGCUACCUGAGCCACAUUCAGAACUUGUUGCAGUGGACGGGUAAAGAGCAUCCUGAUUGCAGCCUCCUGCUGGGGACUGAGCGAGCGCUGAGGAGCAUUUUGUCCCGCUGUCAUGAGAUCCUGGAGGAAGACGUCCGAUGGGAGGAAGGAGAAGGAGCUGGACAAAGCUGCUCUGAUGCAGCGGCUGGUGGAUCCUCUGCAAAUUGUUGCACAAGGAACCAACAGACCAGAGAAUCCCAGCACGAGUCCAACACUGCAGCUCAGAGAGAUGACCAGCAGGCUGUCAACCUCACUAACGGAGUCGACGGCAGUCACUCGAUGCGUCUGGAGUGCUGGUCCUGCAGCCCAGUGAGGAGGAAGGGCUGUGGAAGCGACCGGACCCUCCUGAACCAGCCGGCCCGGGACUGUGGACACGCUUACUGCACCCUCGUCACUCCUGACGCAGCAGCAUGGGGAGAGAACAGCGACUCAGGCCAGGGCACCUACAGCCAGCCCAACGGGAAAGGUAGCACCGGGCUGGAGGCACCUCACACCAACCACAGCCUUGAGGACUGCGAGACAGACCCAGAUGACACCUCAGCCUUUGAUUACUCCUCCGUCACCUCCUGCAGCCCUGACGGCACACUCCGCAGGGAGAUGAUGAGCAGUAACAGUGGGGAGGAUGAAGAGGAGGACAGCCAGGUGCCGGUGCUGUUGAAGCCCUCAUACAGCCAGCAGCAGCAGUCGAGGGAGCCACCCAGAGAGAGGACUGUGUGUUUGAGGUGGCAGAUUCCCAGAUUAACCCCUCACCCACCUCUGAGAAGCACUGCAGGGCCGUGUGUGGAUGUGCCGACGCCAUGCCUCAUCAGCUCCUACGGGAAGCGGCUGGUCAAUGUCAGGAAGGGGUCUACUCCUUUACAUCCAAAAAGUGCCUUCAGGCCCAUCUGGGAUGAUCCAUCCAAACAGGCUGAUGCAGCUCCAGAGAAAGACCACAGACAAGGCUUCGUACCGAUUCAAGCUCCAGCGAGGCAAAGCUUUCAAAAUGUCAACCCGAGUAGAGAAAAUCUGAGACCAGGCCUGCCUCAGCAGAGAGGUAACCAUACUGCAGCCAUGAGCGGUGGAGGGUUGUGGGAGGACAGUGAGGACAGUGAGGGACCCUGCAGCACCGUUUGACCCUCACCCAGCCCCAGAGACAUGAGGACUAUUACUAAAAACUGUUGAACACAAAACUUUGAACUUACUGUCCAACUUGAGCCCAAUUUGUGAUUUCUUUGAUGGACACAUUUCCCCCAAAGGCCAUGACAGCAAUGCAUGUAUGUCAAAUUAGUAACCCUUAAAAAAGUUUAGUUUCUUUGUUAAAGCUGAACCUUUGUAAACAUGACAGACAUCUUUAUUUGGCACUUAGGUUUACUCAGAUUACCUACAUUUUACAAUUGAUAGAAGUAUUUCUUUUUUUUUUAAACGCAGGUUCGACUGACGCAUUUCGGGCAAAUUUGCAUUUAAAAAGUUAAAUAUUCCAGACAAUUGUAUUUUAACUGAAGGUGAAAUGGUUUAUAUAACAUCAAUGUGUAGCUAAAGAAAGGUAACAUUACUAAUGUUAUGGAUGUUAUGGAACGUUAAUACAUAUUUAACUUUAAUUUAAGACUAGAGUUUGAGUUUAAGACUAGCUAGAUUUUAAUAUCUAGCUAGCUAAAGGAAACAGUAUAGGUAGAAACACUUGGAAAUACGCUUAUUUUGCUUUCUGGUGGAGAGUUAACGUUUACUAGCCAAAGGUAACUUAGCUAGAUGAGGUCUUCUGAUAGCAAGUUAACAUUGGCUAGCUAGAUAGCUAUUUUGCUAUGAAGCUAUGUUACACAUAACAGCCGGCUAGCUUAAAGCUAGCUUAGCACAAAGUCCGGAAAAAGCCAGCCAAGCCCAAUUAAAUAGUAACAGAAUCAACCUAAAAGCACUUUUAAAACUCAAUAAUUAGCAUGGUAUAUCUCGUUUGUUUAAUUAGUCCAAAAACACAGGUGUUACUCAGACACAAGAAGUAUAGUCAUAAAUACAGAAAUCAUUUUGUGGUAGGCCUAUCACUCUUCUCAUUUGACUCUCAACAAGCAAGCGAAAAAGCCAAACCUAUUUCUUUAUCAAUUCCUCAAUCUUUUCAACGUGCCAACAUCUGGCUUUAGCUUAUGCAGAAAGCUAAAUUUCCUGAAAAAAAACAAGAGAAUUGAAUAGUUCAGUACAAAAUAAGACUGGGUGAUUUAUUAAUCUCAUCAAGACCAUUAAUACAAAGCAGUUAAAAGGCCACAUACCAUCAAAUAAACCGACUGCUGGAUCAAGCUGUUACAGUGCCACCGGAGGAAAACCAAUCUGUUAUUCUGUCAAGGCUGGGGUUUAAAAACAAAACUAACAUAGAAAACAAAAAGUCAAAUUUGGCGAGAUUAACCCCACCAGUACUGAAACUUCAAAACGGGGAAAUGGACAUGAGUGAAGACCUUCUUUUUACAGUCACUGAUGAAGACAGUGAAGGGAUUUGACUUCAGCUGUCAUCCUCCAGAACUCCCCUUUUAUCUCUAGUAUGAUCAGAAGUUUAAUCAUCCAUCAUCACGUGCACAGAACACAGCAAGAACAAGGGGCAUGAGUGAGAUAUUGAAAUUAUGCUGACAUUCAGCUCAUGGUGGUCAGACAUCCUCAGAUGUUGUGUCUUUUAAAACACACAGGGAUAAAAGUGAGGUGGUCGACUUUUGUUUGUCUGCCCUGAUCCAUGUAGGAAGUGAGUUUCAACAGUUGCAUACGGCCAUUGCAUUUACAAACAUGACCUAUAACAACUGGGGCUCUUCAACAGUACAGCCUAAAGUGCACAAAGUGUGUUUCUCAGAAAAAAAAAGUCAAAUUCUUCACUAUGCUCAAAUACUUGCAAUUGAAUAUAAGUUUGUGUAUGUUCAACUGCAACUUUAAUACAAUUCCAACCUCUAUUUAAUGAGUGUUAGCAUUAAAAAUCUUUGAAAAGGAGAAUAGACAAUUAGUAGGAUGUACAAAGUGAAGCACACGUCUAAGUAAGUGCUUGGCAUUUUAAACUGUAUUUCUUUUUUCUAUUUUUUCAUUGCGUUAAAACAGCUAAGGGGCAGGGAAGAAAAAAAUGGCUUUCCUCAGUUAAUACUCCCAGUGUUUCAACUGGAGAUUGUCUGUAAGUAAGUUAGUGACAGUGACCUGUUUUUUUCUGGUUUAGUUUUUUUGUUUUUUUUAUCCGACUGUAGCAGCAUUGGAUUAUUAGGCAAUAUUCGACUGAACAGAUGCGGAUGAGGGUACAAUA
Etheostoma cragini (Arkansas darter) is the source of this 4301-nucleotide messenger RNA. RefSeq lists its product as uncharacterized. Gene Ontology annotation, molecular function: guanyl-nucleotide exchange factor activity. The coding region runs from base 113 to 2179 and encodes 688 amino acids. Lineage: Eukaryota; Metazoa; Chordata; Actinopteri; Perciformes; Percidae. The transcript has 14 exons. The record is from RefSeq and is a predicted model, not a curated record.